Molecule: messenger RNA, 1995 nt
Organism: Aureobasidium melanogenum CBS 110374
Lineage: Eukaryota; Fungi; Ascomycota; Dothideomycetes; Dothideales; Saccotheciaceae
Product: PLP-dependent transferase
Exons: 2
Coding region: 1-1995 (664 amino acids)
Biological process (GO): molybdopterin cofactor metabolic process
Molecular function (GO): molybdenum cofactor sulfurtransferase activity
Source: RefSeq, a predicted model, not a curated record
AUGUCAGGGACCUCUUCCAUCUCAGACGACGACAUGUCAUCCUACAGCGGUCACGAAGAUUAUGACUACGAAACCGAUUGCACGACACCUGCUCCAUCAUGUUCUGGAGAACACAUAGAGAAUGAGGAGGUCGAAAGCUUCAGAGCACGAGAGUAUCCUCAACUCGCCGGCAAAAUCUAUCUUGAUCAUGGAGGGUCAACACUUUAUGCCAAGUCAAUGGUCGAGGAUUUCUCAAGAGACUUGAUCUCAAAUUUAUAUGGCAACCCACACUCAGAUUCCACGCCAUCGGCAAUCGCUGGUCACCGGAUAGACGCCAUUCGUGAGAAAGCCCUUCGUUUCUUCAAAGCCGACCCUGAGAAGUGGGAUCUGGUCUUUGUUGCAAACGCUACUGCCGCUAUCAAGCUUACUAUCGAGUGCAUCAAAGACCAUGCCGCCUCCACACAUAGGCAACUAUGGUAUGGCUACCAUCGUGACGCUCAUACUAGUCUCGUCGGUAUUCGCGAGCUCACAACAACGAGUCGAUGCUUUGCCAGCGACAAUGAGGUAGAAAAGUGGAUCGAGUGCGGUGGCACUGGUGGUCCUCUUCCUCGCCAAUUAGGUCUCUUCGCCUAUCCUGGUCAAUCAAACAUGACUGGUCGUCGUCUUCCCCUGACGUGGCCCGGUAUGAUAAGAAAGAAAAUCCUACGAGCAAACACCUAUACUCUCCUCGAUGCUGCUGCUCUUGCCAGCACUGCUCAAUUGGACUUGAGCAAUACUGAUGAAAGUCCUGACUUCGUGGCUCUCAGCUUCUACAAGAUCUUCGGCUUUCCCAAUGUUGGUGCCCUGCUGGUGCAGAAGUCCUCUUCUCAUGUCCUUACAAAUCGCAAAUACUUUGGAGGUGGCACAGUCGAUAUGGUUGUGACCAUCAACGACAUUUGGCAUGCAAGGAAGACCGCCAGCACCCAUGACGCGCUUGAAGAUGGUACUUUGCCUUUCCACUCGAUCUUUGCUUUGGAUUACGCCAUCAACGUUCACGAACGCCUUUAUGGACCUGAACCUAUGAAGUUCAUCUCGCGCCACACAGCACAGCUGUCAAAGCAACUCUACGAUAGCCUCUGCAAUCUACGACACCGAAAUGGCAAACCCGUGGUUCGUGUCUACAAAGAACCUACUACCAUUUACGGCGACAGCAAAACUCAAGGUGGCACCAUCGCCUUCAACGUGUUGAAGUCCGAUGGCUCGCUCGUCCCAUACACGGAGGUCGAGAAGUCUGCCAACGGCCACAACAUCUAUAUUCGCAGCGGCUCUCUCUGCAAUCCUGGUGGCAUGGCUACCUACCUCAACUGGACGCCAGCAGAGAUGAAAGCAGCCUUUGCAUCCGGCCACCGAUGCAGCAAUCCCACUGAGAUUGUGGAUGGAAAAGCCACAGGCGUCGUUCGUGUGUCUCUUGGAGGCAUGUCCACAGCUUCAGACAUCAGAGCUUUGAUCUCUUUCCUCCGCGCCUCUUACGUGGACACCACAACACCGAAAACCACACCUCUUGCUAAGCAGCCUUUGUCACUUCAACGGGCUUCCUUCAUCAAAAUCCAAAUUCCUGAAGAGAGGGAAAUGGAUGCUGUGGUAGGGGCGACAGCACCUGUCAUUUGUCCUCCUCCUAUGCGCAACCGCCUGCGAAAGUCUUUUGACUUCAGCGUGGGACCGUCGCCUGGUUCUUCUGUCACUUCCAUCUCCUCUGCUGGCCUUCCUCGCUCUCAGUCUUCCAACCUCAUUGGCAUCAGAUCGAAACCAAACAUCAGUAGACGCAGAAGUCUACUCAGCGGUUCGGCACCUAAGCCUGUGGUGGGCAAGUGGGACACCUUCUGGAAGGAAGAAACGGCUGCACUUGUUGCUGCUGGAGCUAUAGAAAGUGAAGUGAAACCAAUUGCUUCUUCAAUCGAUACCAAGAAGAAAGAGAAGGAGAGGAGUGGAUUCAGAAAGGUCGCCAGGGCUUUGACUUUGUCGAGACGACAUGACUGA